AUGGCGCCAGGAGAGGUGGCUUUUGCCAUCACUCUAUUAAUAUUCAAGAUUUCAAGAAAAAAAUUUAAAAUUAAAAGCAUGUCAACUGAUUUUGAAGCAUGCUCAGUUGAUUUAAAUGCUGCUGUUGCAUGGGCCAUUAGAGAGCAACGUUUACAUCUUGGGAGUAAAUACUUGAAAAAGGAGAUGGAAUUCAAUAUUAAAAUUGAUGGGCGCCCUCUUGGAGGUAGAAACCAAGUUUCUGUAGGUAUUGUACCRAUUGGGCUUAAAGRGAAAAGCUCAGAAAGUGCCCUAUCAGUAWUUCCAGUUGCCAUUGGUAAUUGUAAAGAAGACAGAGUCAAUUUGAAAAAAUUAAUUGCUGAGCUGAAUAAUGGCAUAGAUGUAGAUGGAGAAAAAUAUUAUCUCAAAUUUACCGUUACUUUAGACUGUAAGGCAUUACUAUAACUCCUGGCAAAGAAAGGUCAAGAAGAGUUUACUCUUGGGGRAAAAGGCUUAGAUGUAGAAUUUUGUGCAUUUUGUGAUGCAGUUAGUUACAUUGAUGACAUCCUAAACGAGGGUACUUUCAAGCGAGAUGAUGGAAUAAAACAGGAAGACGUUCCUAUUGCAGGAUUAUCAGCACACCAGGAAUAUCUGAUGAAAUGUCUUACAUAUUGGGAUGAAAAACAGCAAGAGGUUGCAGCCAAAUUUGCUGAUCUUCUGAAAUGUACAGCAGUAAAGCAGAAGCCUCCAAAAAAGAAGYGCAAAACUGCACCCAGAGUAGACCAGGAAGCUUUGGCUUUAUAUGCAGCUGAGCUAUUUAUUGAGUUUUUCAUCAAGRUAGGACUACAUAUACAAAUGAWGUACGGUACAUAA
This is a messenger RNA of Exaiptasia diaphana, 849 nucleotides long. RefSeq lists its product as uncharacterized. NCBI's taxonomy places the organism in Eukaryota, Metazoa, Cnidaria, Anthozoa, Actiniaria, Aiptasiidae. The record is from RefSeq and is a predicted model, not a curated record. The transcript has 7 exons.